Messenger RNA from Pestalotiopsis fici W106-1, 3243 nucleotides. RefSeq lists its product as uncharacterized. Gene Ontology annotation, cellular component: membrane. The coding region runs from base 1 to 3243 and encodes 1080 amino acids. Gene Ontology annotation, molecular function: ATP hydrolysis activity; ABC-type transporter activity; ATP binding. The transcript is spliced from 3 exons. The record is from RefSeq and is a predicted model, not a curated record. Lineage: Eukaryota; Fungi; Ascomycota; Sordariomycetes; Amphisphaeriales; Sporocadaceae.
AUGGCGAGGCUGAAGAUGUCUCCCUCGGGCCUGGGGCUGUUGGCCCUGGGCGCGCUCUCUUUAUCGUCAACGCUUGUCGCGGCGCAGAAGAACUACACGCAGGAGGAUAUGCUGCGGGCACAGCUCAUGCUCCUCACUGGCCGACCAGACGACUGCCCGCCUUGUUUUAAUUGUCUUCUUCCCGCCUACACCUGCGGACAGUUUUCCGAGUGCAAUGAAUACAAUGGAAAGUGCGAAUGUCCUGCCGGUUUCGGAGGCGAUGAUUGCUUGGAAGCCACUUGCGGCUCACUCUCUCGCGGCAAAGACCGCCCGAUAAGACAAGGCGACUCCUGCGACUGCGACGAUGGCUGGACCGGCAUCAACUGCAACGUCUGUACCGAGAACAAGGCCUGCGACGCGCUCAUGGAGACGGGCGCCGAUGGUGUGUGCUACGCGAACGGCGAAGUUGUCAAGCAAAACCACCAAAUGUGCGAUGUCACCAACGACAAGAUCCUAUCCAUGCUCGAUGGCAAGAUUCCCCAGGCGACAUUUAGCUGCCAGAAGGAAUCUGGAAUUUGCGACUUUCAGUUCUGGAUCGACCGUCUUGAAUCAUUCUAUUGCCACCUUGAGGACUGCGAGUCCAGCGCUGAGAUCGAUUCCGACAAGAACAGCACAUACUACAAGUGCCCGACGGUCGCGUGUUCGUGUAUCCCUGACCGCAUGCUGUGCGGCGAGGAUGGGUCCAUCGAUCUGACUGACUUCUUGGCCGAGGGUAUCACGGGUCCUGCUCAGUUUGAAUGUCUCCAAGAAGGCGGCGGUGUCAACAAAUGCAAGUUCAGGGAACCAGAGCUCGAUGGCAUGGUCAAGGCAAUCUUUGGCGACCCAAGUAUCGAGUUGAGCUGCCGUGCUGGAGAAUGUCUGUACGCGACCGAAAUUCCAGGCUACGUCAAACCCAUCAAGCCGAUCAAUACGCCUCUUAUCGCUGGUGUCAUUGCGGGCUGCUCACUUUUCCUGGUUGCCGUGGGUCUACUGGUCUGGUAUCUGUCCCGGCGAUCCAGUCAGUACCAGGCGAUUUCCCUCGAGGAUUCUGACGACGAGACUGGAAAGCUCAUGGCUGAUCACAAGCCUGCAUCUCUAUACUUCUCCGAGGUCGCAUACGACCUUAACGGCAAGCGUAUCCUUCACGAUAUCCAGGGCAUGGCACAUCCGGGUGAAAUCAUGGCUAUCAUGGGCGCCUCUGGUGCUGGCAAGACCACAUUCUUGGAUAUUCUGGCCAGGAAGAACAAGCGCGGUAAAGUGUCGGGCAACUUUUAUGUCAACGGUGAAAAGGUUGACGAUGCCCAGUACAAGAACGUUGUUGGUUUUGUCGACCAAGAGGAUACUAUGCUCCCGACUUUGACCGUCCACGAGACCAUUCUCAACUCUGCCCUGCUUCGACUACCCAGAGCCAUGAGCCGUGGUUGGAAAGAGCAGAGAGUACAUGAAGUCGAGAAACAGCUUGGUAUUUACCACAUUCGCGAUUCACUGAUCGGCUCCGAGGAAGGAAAGGGACGAGGCAUAUCUGGUGGUGAGAAGCGCCGUGUCGGUAUCGCCUGUGAACUCGUUACCAGUCCUUCCAUCCUCUUCCUCGAUGAACCGACCAGUGGUCUGGAUGCAUACAACGCCUUCAAUGUUAUCGAGUGUUUGGUCACUCUUGCCAAGACGUACAAGAGAACAGUCAUUUUCACUAUCCACCAGCCCCGUUCCAACAUUGUCGCUCUUUUCGACCGCCUUCUGUUGCUUGCACAGGGCAAGACCGUUUACUCUGGACCCUUCGCCAGCUGCCAGGACUAUUUCGAUCGCAUUGGCUACUCCUGCCCACCUGGUUUUAACAUUGCUGAUUACCUGGUUGAUCUCACGAUGCACGCUGGCGCCAUUGAGCCGUAUGAUGAUGGCGGUCUCAAUGCUGAUGCUGCUAGUGUUGGUCCGAGCAGCACCACUGCUGUUAAGUCAGUUGCUAGUAUCUCUGGAAACAGCACCAACGAGGAAAAUGAGCCUUCAUCCAGCCGGCCUAGACCAAAGCGCAAGGAUUCAGUCAAAGCGCGCCAGGAACGAGAACUCUUUACUCGAAGACGCAGCACCGUCAAUACCGUCGACACUGCUGCCUCUUCGGACGUUGACGAUGAGAUUGGAGCCUACAAGUUGCACAAGCAAAACCCGCCUCCCCAUAUCAAUAUUGAGGAAGCUCAUGAUCUACCCCCGUCUGUCAACGGCAGCACUAACCUCGAGGCACUGCACCAAGCGUACAUGGAGUCUGACAUUGCUGGCAAUACUCAUGACGAAAUUCAGCAAGCUGUUGAUAAUGCUCGAAACGCCAAUGGUCAGAAUGGAUACAGCCCAGAAGGUCCCAAUGUCUACACUGGUGGUAUCGGCAAGGGUUAUGCUCGCGUCAGUUAUGCGCGCCAGUUCAUUAUUCUUUCUGGCCGUACCUGGAAGAACCUAUACCGGAACCCUCUAUUGAUGCUGACUCACUACGCCAUUGCCAUUGUUCUGGCUGUGCUCUCGGGGUACCUCUUCUUCCAUCUCACUGAUGAUAUUCCCGGCUUCCAGAAUCGCCUGGGUUUAUUCUUCUUCCUACUCGCCCUAUUUGGCUUCAGUACACUUACCAGUCUUAAUGUGUUCUCGGCUGAACGCCUGCUGUUCGUCCGCGAACGCGCCAACGGCUACUACUCACCUUUCACCUACUUUGCAGCCAAGGUUUUAUUCGAUAUUGUGCCGCUUCGAAUUAUUCCUCCGGUCAUCAUGGGUGUUAUCAUUUACCCAAUGACUGGUCUGAUCCCGGAUGCGCCCCACUUCUUCACAUUUAUGCUUGUAUUAGUUCUCUUCAACUUGGCUGCAGCAGCAAUUUGUCUCUUCAUUGGCAUUGUCUGCAAGGACAGCAGUGUUGCCAAUCUGAUUGGAUCGCUGGUCAUGUUGUUCUCGCUACUGUUUGCCGGCUUGUUGCUCAACCACGAUGCAAUCCCUCACGCCGCCCAGUGGUUGCAGGCUUUGUCCAUCUUCCACUAUGGUUUCGAGUCCUUGAUUGUCAAUGAGGUCCUCAAACUUGAGCUCGUCGACAAGAAGUAUGGCCUUGACAUUCGGGUCCCCGGUGCCACGAUCCUGUCUAGCUUUGGCUUCGACAACGGUGCACUGUGGACGGAUGUUAUCAACUUGGGCGUCUUCGCCGCUGUAUUUGUCGUGCUUGCCUAUGCAGCAAUGCAUUUCUUGCUUGUUGAAAGACGGUAG